CGGCAGCGCUGACUGUUUCCAUCAACACAGAAAGACUGACAAUCAAAAGCUGUCUCCAUGGUGAUGAAGUCAUCGGUCGAGGAGGAGGAGGGAGGAUGGGGUCUUGGGAUCCCAGAGAAGAUGAGAAACAAUGCCAACUGGGUGGACGUCACCCAGGAGUUUAAAGGAGCUUGUAAAGAACUCAAACUUGGCGAGCUGCUCCAUGACAAGCUAUUCGGUCUGUUUGAAGCCAUGUCCGCCAUUGAGAUGAUGGAUCCGAAGAUGGAUGCUGGAAUGAUCGGAAAUCAAGUCAACCGUAAAGUCCUCAACUUUGACCAAGCUGUUAAGGAUGAAGCCAUACGGGUGAAGGAUUUAAGUAUUCCUGAGCUCAUUGGGAUCAUGGACACAUGUUUCUGCUGUCUGAUCACGUGGCUGGAGGGGCAUUCUCUGGCUCAGACUGUCUUCACAUGUCUGUACGUUCAUAAUCCGGAUCUGAUUCAAGACCCUGCGCUCAAAGCCUUCGCUCUGGGCAUCCUGAAAAUCUGUGACAUCGCCCGUGAAAAAGUCAACAAAGCUGCCGUGUUUGAAGAGGAAGAUUUUCAGGCCAUGACUUACGGCUUUAAAAUGGCCAACAACGUAACUGAUCUGAGAGUGACGGGAAUGCUGAAAGAUGUUGAGGAUGAACUUCAGAGGAAAGUGAAGAGUACCCGCAGUCGACAGGGUGAACAGCGAAAUCCUGAGGUGGAACUGGAUCAUCAGCAGUGCUUGGCUCUGUUCAGUCGUGUUAAAUUCACUCGUCUGCUGCUCAGCGCGCUCAUCUCCUUCACCAAAAAAGAGACGAGUGCUGUGAGCGAAGCACAGAAGCUGAUGAGUCAAGCUGCUGAUUUACUGCCUGCAGUCCAUGCUACCAUACAGUACGGCAUACAGUCGCAGAACGACACUACCAAAGGAGAUCACCCGAUCAUGAUGGGUUUUGAGCCUCUGGUUAACCAGCGCCUGCUCCCACCUACGUUCCCCCGAUAUGCCAAGAUCAUCAAGCGAGAGGAGAUGGUCAACUACUUCAGCAAACUCAUUGAGCGCAUUAAGAGCGUGUGUGAGGUCAUCAACAUCACCAACCUGCACAGCAUCCUGGAUUUCUUCUGUGAAUUCAGUGAGCAGUCUCCAUGUGUGCUGUCUAGAUCUCUACUGCAGACCACGUUUCUGAUCGACAACAAGAAGGUGUUUGGGACUCAUCUGAUGCAGGAUAUGAUUAAAGAUGCGCUGCGCUGUUUUGUCAGUCCACCUGUUCUUUCCUCAAAAUGCAGUUUGAAUAAUAACCACCAGGCUAAAGAUUAUAUCGACUCCUUUGUCACACACUGCACGCGGCCGUUCUGCAGCCUCAUCCAGAUUCACGGACACAACCGAGCCCGACAGAGAGACAAACUGGGUCACAUUCUGGAGGAGUUCGCCACACUUCAGGAUGAGGCAGAGAAGGUGGACGCUGCUCUUCACGGUCUGCUGAUGAAGCUGGAGCCGCAGCGGCAGCAUUUAGCCUGUCUGGGCACCUGGAUCCUCUACCACAACCUGCGCAUCAUGAUCCAGUACCUGCUCAGCGGCUUUGAGCUGGAGCUCUACAGCAUGCACGAAUACUAUUACAUCUACUGGUAUUUGUCAGAGUUCUUGUAUGCGUGGCUGAUGUCGACGUUGAGUCGAGCCGACAGCUCUCAGAUGGCGGAGGAGAGAAUCCUGGAGGAGCAGCUCAAAGUGCGCAGCAGCAAGAAGAGCAAGAAGAAGAAGAAAGCUCGUCCUCUGAGUAAAGAGAUCACCAUGAGCCAGGCUUACCAGAACAUGUGUGCUGGCAUGUACAAGACGAUGAUCGCGCUGGAUAUGGAUCGAAAGGUGCGCAAACCUCAGUUUGAGCUGGACAGUGAGCAGGUGCGCUACGAGCAUCGCUUCGCCCCUUUCAACAGUGUGGUCACGCCACCACCAGUUCACUACAUCCAGUUUAAGGAAAUGUCCGAUUUGAAGAAGUACAAUCCUCCUCCUCGCUCAGCGGAUCUCUAUAUGGCUGCCAGUAAACAUUUCCAGCAGGCCAAACUCAUUCUGGAAAAUGUCACCAGCCCUGAUGCAGAGGUUAAUCGUAUCCUUAAAGUGGCCAAACCCAAUAUUGUUGUAAUGAAGCUGCUGGCUGGAGGACACAAGAAGGAGACCAAGGCCCUUCCUGAAUUUGACUUCUCUGCUCACAAAUACUUCCCCAUAGUCAAAAUCCUUUGAGAUCCUCCACGUUUCCAGGCCUGGACUCAUCUUCUGUAAAAAAGCUGAAUAACUUCAUAUCCAUCGCUGUAAUGGUACAGUUAUGGAUGCCCUCACUGUGGUUUGGUUUGAACAGUUCGUGUUUUUGUUUGGUUGAUUCAAAUCUAUUAAAUUGGGAGGAAAAAAAAA
Danio rerio (zebrafish) is the source of this 2400-nucleotide messenger RNA. It is a transcript of the gene naa35, whose product is annotated as N-alpha-acetyltransferase 35, NatC auxiliary subunit. The record is from RefSeq and is marked provisional. Gene Ontology annotation, cellular component: cytoplasm; NatC complex. NCBI's taxonomy places the organism in Eukaryota, Metazoa, Chordata, Actinopteri, Cypriniformes, Danionidae.